Molecule: messenger RNA, 1695 nt
Organism: Phyllotreta striolata
Lineage: Eukaryota; Metazoa; Arthropoda; Insecta; Coleoptera; Chrysomelidae
Source: the annotation of a GenBank genome assembly
AGCGAGUAAUGAUUAUCAUAAGAUAAAAUGAACAAUGAACAAUCAAAGUUUAUAACCUUACAAAGUGACGUUUAUCUAAUAAUUAAAUAAGUUAAAAGUAGUGAAAUAAGUACAAUGUUUAAAUUAUCGAUUUGAAGGAGAAAAUGGAAAGACGAACGCGAAAUUUCCGAUGUGACCCAUAAAGCAAGAUAUCUAUGAAUGAAUAGGUAUCAUGGCUAGACCAGAAAAUUUAUGCAAUCAAUCACUACUAGAAGCUGGUGAACGGACUCUGGAAAGAACGAUCGGUGAACCUGGAGACGUUAAAACGCAGUUCGUUACGAGAGAAGGAACCUACCGACUGUUAACUUUAAGUGAAUAUUCUCGUCCAAAUCGAGUGGGAUACCAACCACAAGGUCAAACUCCCCCUCAAGUGAGAGUGUCUCUGGUUUCCCUUCCUGAUCAAGCGGGUGAAAGAAUUUGCUUUAAUUACGGCAGAGAACUGUACGUUUACAUUUACAAGGGGAUAAAAAAGGCGGCGGAUUUGAGCAAACCUCUGGAGAAGAAAGUAUACAAAGGCACAAACCCAACCUGCCAUGAUUUUAAUACUUCAUCUGCCCAAAGUGAUAGUGUUAGCCUCUUGAUAGGAUUUAGCACCGGACAGAUCCAGUUGAUCGAUCCCAUCAAAAAAGAAUUGAGUAAAUUAUUUAACGAAGAACGUUUCAUCGAUAAAACGAGAGUUACCUGCCUCCGAUGGGUCCCCGGCAGCAAAUCACUGUUUCUAGCAGCGCACGCUUCCGGACAUUUUUACGUUUAUAACGAAGAGUUACCUUGCGGUUCGGCGGCCCCUCACUAUCAACCGUUCAAAGCCGGCGAGGGUUUCUCCGUGAACACCUGCAAAACGAAAUCCACCAGAAAUCCCCUAUUCAGGUGGUUGUUGGGAACCGGCGCCGCCAUUAACGAGCUGGCUUUCAGUCCUAAUGGAUCUCAAUUAGCUGUAGUAUCGCAAGAUGGCUUGCUUAGAAUAUUCCAAUACGACACGAUGGAACUUUUGGGCCACGCCAGGUCGUAUUUCGGCGGGUUACUGUGCGUGGCGUGGUCGUGCGAUGGUAAACUGAUAGCCGUCGGCGGCGAAGACGAUUUAGUUACUGUGUAUUCCAUGGAACAGAAGCGCGUGGUGGCCCGGGCGCAGGGCCAUCGCUCUUGGGUGUCCGCUGUGGCGUUCGACUGGUUUUUGGAAGCGGAAUCUUGCUAUCGGUUGGGAUCGGUCGGGCACGACACGCAAAUCUGCCUUUGGGAACUGCCCGAGGAUAAUUUAGUGCCUCCUAGGCCUAGAGUGAAAAGAAGACCUGACCCACUGCAAUUAGUUGGUACUCCGGCUUGCCCUAGAUUAGACGAAUGUCCGAACCUCGAACCUUUAGUUUGUAAAAAAAUUGCUCAUGAAAGGUUAACUGCUCUAGUCUUUAGGCCUGAUUCUAUUAUAACUGUGUGCCAAGAUGGAUAUAUUUAUACUUGGGCACGGCCUACCACAUAAAAUUAAAUAUUGUAUUUUUUAUAAAAAAAAAAUGAUUUGCGUUUUGUAAAUUUUUUGUACAGAAUUUAGUGUGUAAAUAUUUGUAUAAAUUAUUUUCAAUGUAAUUAUUCAAAUUACAACAAACAUGACUUAAAAUUGGUGAUUUUUUUAUGUAUUUAAAACCACCAAUGUUCCUUGCAUUAAUU